GGCGCAGAGCUAGAGAGAGGGGGAGAGGGCGACCGAGAGGGAGGGAAACGAGGGAGGGUACACGGAGGGGAGGGGCGGUGUUCGACCGAGAAGGAGGGCGCACGGUUGUUGCAGAAGGGUCCACGGUCAAGAGGGUGGGACCACGGGGGCAAGAUGGAGGGCUCACGGCCGGGCGGCACCGGCUCACAACCAUGGGGUAGGGAACAGGGCUGAAGGGGGAGGGCUUCCGGCUGAGAGGGAGGGCUUCCGGCUGGAGUAGGAGGGCGCAAGGUGGUGAGGGGGUGGGGCACGGUCAGAGUGGGAGGGCGCACGGUCCAAGUGCGGGGCUCCGGGCCGAGGGGGAGGGCGCUCGGAAGCGAGGCUGAGAUUCGGGAAGCCGCCCCACUAAGCUCACGCGCUCGCAGUCUCCCCCGGACCUCCGCCCCGACAUCUUUCUUCCUGAGGAGCCCGUAGUAUUAGCGGGACAGGGUAACAAUGGUGGGAUUCUGUGUCCUCCACACUGGACAGAAGAUGCCUCUUCUGGGGCUCGGUACCUGGAAGAGUGAGCCUGGGCAGGUAAAAGCAGCUAUCAAGCACGCCCUGACCGUUGGCUACCGCCACAUCGACUGUGCCGCCAUCUAUGGAAAUGAGGUGGAGAUUGGCGAGGCCUUGAAAGAGAAUGUUGGGCCAGGCAAGGCCGUUUCGCGGGAUGAAGUGUUCGUGACGUCCAAGUUGUGGAACACCAAGCACCGGCCUGAGGACGUGGAGCCGGCCCUCAGGAAGACCCUGGCCGACCUCCAGCUCCAGUAUCUGGACCUCUACCUGAUGCACUGGCCCUACGGUUUUGAGCAGGGGGACAACCCCUUCCCCAAGAACGAGGACGGCACCAUACGCUACGACAGCGUCCACUACAGGGACACCUGGAAGGCCAUGGAGGCCCUGGUGUCCAAGGGGCUGGUGCGGGCCAUAGGGCUGUCCAACUUCAACAGCCUCCAGAUCAACGACAUUAUCAGCAUCGCCACAGUGCGGCCUGCCGUGCUCCAGGUGGAGUGCCACCCUUACCUGGCCCAGAAUGAGCUCAUCGCCCACUGCCGGGAGCGGGGGCUGGAGGUGACAGCCUACAGCCCACUGGGCUCCUCGGACCGAGCCUGGCGAGACCCGGCCGAGCCCGUCCUGCUGGAGGACCCCAUUGUCCUUGAACUGGCCAAGAAGCACGGGAAGUCCCCGGCUCAGAUUCUGCUCAGGUGGCAGGUCCAGCGGAAGGUGAUCUGCAUCCCCAAGAGCGCCAAUCCUUCCCGCAUCCUCGAGAAUAUCCAGGUGUUUGACUUUACCCUGACCCCAGAGGAGAUGAAGCAGAUGGGGGCACUGAACAAAAAUUGGCGCUACAUCGUGCCCAUGAUCACAGUGAAUGAGAAACGGGUCCCAAGAGAUGCAGGACAUCCUCUGUAUCCCUUCAACGAACCCUUUUAAGGCCUGGCCUUCUUUGGAUUUCGUCCAGCCCAGGCAGGGACCCAUAUCAAUAUACACAUGGUGGCCUCUCCAA
This is a messenger RNA of Monodelphis domestica (gray short-tailed opossum), 1522 nucleotides long. RefSeq names its product aldo-keto reductase family 1 member A1 (gene AKR1A1). Lineage: Eukaryota; Metazoa; Chordata; Mammalia; Didelphimorphia; Didelphidae. Gene Ontology annotation, molecular function: alcohol dehydrogenase (NADP+) activity. Gene Ontology annotation, biological process: aldehyde catabolic process. The record is from RefSeq and is a predicted model, not a curated record.